AUGCUCCAACCCCUCGCUGCAACAGAAUCAAGGCCUCCAAACCUCGUUGUACGUCGCGAGAGACAGCGAGACGGGGAGUACGAAUUAGUCAACAGGACGCAUGCUUGUUUGAGAUUUCAGAUUCGAACUGGGCCAAGCAAGGGUAAACUCAUCGAUCGGUUCUGUGGGCGGAGAACAAAGCAAAAGACACAAAGAAGGAAGGGGAGACGCUUCUUAGUGUUCUCCCUUUCCAUGAAGAAAGCUUGUUUGGUUCCAGCUUCCUCUGCCAUGGGAAUCGUUAGCACGAGGCUAGGCGCAGCAGACAGAGUAUGGGAUCAGUGGCAGACGGCGCUACGGCCCAACUCCAGGACUGCGAACUAUUCCAAGGAUUCCUGCUCGGCGGUCACCGAGGAAGUCCUCUCCAAUUGCCUCGAGAAAUCCCAAGAGAUCAUCGUCCUGGGUGUGGAGUCAGCACGCAACCAGAUGGAGGAGUGCGUAAAAUUAUACGACCAGCCAGACACACAAACUCCAGCCAGCUGGUAA
Molecule: messenger RNA, 522 nt
Organism: Nannizzia gypsea CBS 118893
Lineage: Eukaryota; Fungi; Ascomycota; Eurotiomycetes; Onygenales; Arthrodermataceae
Exons: 4
Coding region: 1-522 (173 amino acids)
Source: RefSeq, a predicted model, not a curated record